GUGUGUAUGUAUGUCACGCGCCUACUGUCAAAUCAUGUGAUUGACAAGAGUACUUUUUUCCACAAUAUCUUCAUUUGAGCUCUUGUGACUAAUCGAUAAAACCAUCGAAAAUGGGAGCGAUUCCAGUCAUUUUGAUAACAGCAUUCUGGGGUUUUGUUGGAAUUGCACUACCAAUUCUUGCACCAAAAGGCCCAAAUCGUGGUAUUGUACAAUGCGUUUUGAUGUUGACGGCCGCAACAUGUUGGCUGUUUUGGUUGUGCUGUUUCAUGGCUCAAAUGAAUCCAUUAAUUGGACCGAGAUUGCAUCAAAAUACACUUUUGAUUAUUAGACGUGAAUGGGGUGGCCCUUUAACAGAUGAUUUUAUUAAUUACAAGCCACUAGAACAUGGAGAUGUAAAUGCAUAAAUACAUUCUGUUCAGCACCAAACAUCACUAUCAGACCGGGUGCACAGUAUUAUAUCAAUUGUCUUUUUUUGUGUUUCGGAUCUGAUUUCGGUCCAAACCGUUUUUUUUUUGUUCUUUUGCGUUCACACCAUUACGCAGUUCAUUGUAUCAAAUUCCAAAAUAUUUUAAAAUUGCAUCUACAA
Molecule: messenger RNA, 586 nt
Organism: Contarinia nasturtii (swede midge)
Lineage: Eukaryota; Metazoa; Arthropoda; Insecta; Diptera; Cecidomyiidae
Product: V-type proton ATPase subunit e 2-like
Exons: 4
Coding region: 111-404 (97 amino acids)
Biological process (GO): proton transmembrane transport
Cellular component (GO): plasma membrane proton-transporting V-type ATPase complex; proton-transporting V-type ATPase, V0 domain
Molecular function (GO): proton-transporting ATPase activity, rotational mechanism
Source: RefSeq, a predicted model, not a curated record